GUUUUCUCCUCCCACUCUCUCUCGGACAAGACAACCUAUUCUUUUCCUCCACUUUUCUCCCCCAAACCCUAACCCCCUCUCUUUCUCAAUUCUUGCUACUAGCGUAUAUUUUACCCUAUAACACUUUUGCACGUCUUUCAUUAUCUGCUCUGUAUCACUGUCUCUCCUCCACGAUCGGAGCUGUAGAUCAUCCGUAGAAUCAGCACCCGAUCUGCCUCGAGCUUGAUCGAUCGGGUGUUCGAUUCAUUUUCUCUUUUUUCAUUCCCUUCGAAUUUUGGAAUUUAGAGGUUUGAUUUGAUUUGAUUUGACUUUGGUUGAGAAGAGCACCGAGAGAGAUGUCGAAUUUGUAUGGUGAUUUCAAUCAGAAGAUCGAUUACGUGUUCAAGAUCGUACUGAUUGGAGACUCCGCCGUCGGCAAAUCUCAACUCUUGGCUCGUUUCUCGAGAAACGAGUUCAGUCUGGAUUCCAAGGCCACGAUUGGUGUUGAGUUUCAGACUAAGACGAUUGUCAUCGAUCACAAGACCGUUAAGGCUCAGAUUUGGGACACUGCUGGACAAGAAAGAUACCGGGCAGUGACAAGUGCAUACUACAGAGGUGCAGUGGGGGCAAUGCUGGUCUAUGACAUGACCAAGCGCCAAUCAUUCGAUCAUAUAGCUAGGUGGUUAGAGGAAUUGCGGGGUCAUGCUGAUAAAAAUAUUGUAAUCAUGCUCAUAGGCAACAAGUCCGACCUAGGGACCCUCCGUGCUGUACCCACUGAAGAUGCCAAAGAGUUUGCUCAAAGAGAGAACCUUUUCUUUAUGGAAACAUCAGCUCUCGAGGCAACUAAUGUCGAAACAGCUUUCAUAACUGUCCUGACAGAGAUCUACCGAAUCGUCAGCAAGAAGGCCCUCACGGCCAAUGAGGAAGCUGAAUCCGGCAAGUCAGCACUUCUCAAAGGAACCAAGAUUGUUGUCCCCGGACAGGAGCCAGAAUCAGAAGGGAGCAAGUACAGCUGUUGCAGGUCUUCAUAGAACUGUUCUCCUUUCAGGAGGAGAUAACGGCAUGACACCUCUUGUAAGAAAUUGUUUGUUUGUUUGUUUGUUAGCAGUGUAGAUUUUGGGUUGCUCGGACAUUCAAAGAUGCGACGAUAAAUUUCACUGGAAAUUUUAGUUUGCUUUUAACCCUUUUACUUCGUUCGGCCGUCGUCAAUGGCUGAAACAGGUUACUUUGUGUUUGUUGUACACUAAAAAACAAAGUCAAACUGCGAAAUAUUUAGUUGUUGAUUGGCUGAGAAUAUGAUUAAUAUGCUUCAAGCCAAACACACAAGUUAGCGAAGGCGAUGAUAUUGGAAGAUUUUUGUACUAAAAAUAAUAUACUUGCAGAAUUUUUUACCUAAUUCUUAACAAGAAUGAUUCAAUCUAAAAGUGUCAUUUUGAUAGUUCUUAAGGUGAUCAAAUGUAAAUUUCUUAUA
Camellia sinensis is the source of this 1450-nucleotide messenger RNA. Its product is annotated as ras-related protein RABA4d. The record is from RefSeq and is a predicted model, not a curated record. Gene Ontology annotation, molecular function: GTP binding; GTPase activity. NCBI's taxonomy places the organism in Eukaryota, Viridiplantae, Streptophyta, Magnoliopsida, Ericales, Theaceae.